Messenger RNA from Medicago truncatula (barrel medic), 450 nucleotides. RefSeq lists its product as uncharacterized. Lineage: Eukaryota; Viridiplantae; Streptophyta; Magnoliopsida; Fabales; Fabaceae. The transcript has a single exon. The record is from RefSeq and is a predicted model, not a curated record. The coding region runs from base 1 to 450 and encodes 149 amino acids.
AUGGAGUUAGUCUGGCACAAACAGGUACCUCUAAAAGUUACAGCCCUUGCUUGGCGGUUGAUAAGGGAUCGUUUACCUACUAAAGCCAAUUUGACAAAUCACGGCAUUUUACCGAUGGAGGCUAGGCUUUGUGUCACGGGAUGUGGGCAUGUUGAAGAUGUGUCUCAUUUGAUUUUGUCUUGUCCAUUCUUCGGUGCUUUGUGGCCUAUGGUGCGGGAUUGGCUUGGUGUAGAAGGGGUAGAUUCUCAUGCUCACUUGGAUCAUUUUAUGCAAUUUAUUCAAUAUGCUGGUGCCUUGAAAUCGCGUCGAUCUCUCUUCCACUUGAUUUGGCUUCAGUGUGUUUGGGUUAUAUGGAAUGAACGGAAUGACAUGUUGUUUCGUGGCCGUAAUGGUUCUCUACCACAAUUGUUAGAUAAAGUAAAAUCAAAUACCCUGGUAGCUGAAAGCUAG